ACCAAUUACCGUACCAAGUCCAAGUCCUCUAUAAAUAGCUAGUUGGAGCUCUCAUAAUUCAUAUCAUUAUUCUCUAAAAAAUCCCACUAUAUACACAUCACUAUGGAUACAAUAAUUAUUACAACCAUCUCCUCUCCUUGGCUUCUAUGCUUUCUGGCUUUGGUUUUCAGCCAUGGCCUUGUUCAGCUCCAAGCUUCACACCAUGUUUACAGAAAUCUUCAAACAUCAGAGAAUACUCCACCAAAUCAACCUUAUAGAACCUCUUACCACUUCCAACCCCCCCAAAAUUGGAUCAACGAGUUUGUUUAAUACAGGACCAAUGGUAUACAAGGGACUAUACCAUCUAUUCUACCAAUACAACCCGAAAGGAGCUGUUUGGGGAAACAUUGUAUGGGCCCACUCAACCUCAAAAGACCUCGUAAACUGGACCCCACAUGACCCAGCCAUAUUCCCAUCCCAGGAAUCCGAUAUUAACGGUUGUUGGUCUGGCUCAGCUACAAUUCUCCCCAAUGGCAAACCGGUAAUUUUGUAUACCGGAAUCAACCCCCAAAACCAACAAGUACAGAAUUACGCCGAGCCCAAGAAUCUUUCCGACCCAUUCCUCAGGGAAUGGGUCAAGUUGCCUCAUAACCCAGUUAUGGCUCCCACACAAGCCAACCAAAUCAAUGCCAGCUCAUUUAGGGACCCCACCACUGCUUGGUUGGGCCCAGAUAAGAGGUGGAGAGUCAUUAUUGGAAGUAAAAAGAACCGCAGAGGAUUAGCUAUCCUUUACAGGAGUAAGGAUUUCGUUUACUGGGUUAAGGCCAAACACCCACUUCAUUCAGGUAAAGGAACUGGAAUGUGGGAAUGUCCUGAUUUCUUUCCUGUGUCUGUGGAUGGCCAAGUUGGGGUUGACACGUCUGUGAUUGACAACAAGGUUAAGCAUGUUCUUAAGUACAGUUUAGAUGACACUAAGCACGAUUAUUACACCAUUGGUACGUAUAAUUUUGCUUUGGAUAAGUAUAUCCCGGAUAAGGGUUUUGUGGAUAGCUAUUCUGGUUUGAGAUAUGACUAUGGCAAAUUUUAUGCUUCAAAAACCUUUUUUGAUGAUAUCAAGAAUAGGAGGAUUUUGUGGGGUUGGGUUAAUGAAUCUUCAAGUGUUAAUGAUGAUAUCAAGAAGGGAUGGUCUGGAGUUCAGGCAAUUCCAAGGACUAUUUGGCUAGACAAAUAUGGGAAACAAUUGAUCCAAUGGCCUAUUCCCGAAAUCGAAAAACUAAGACUUAACAUGGUCAAUUUGUCUAAUAAAUUACUCAAGGGUGGAUCAAAGCUCCAAAUUUCAAAUGUCCAAGCACUACAGGCAGAUGUAGAGGUUUCAUUUAAAGUUAGUGGAUUUGAGAAGGCAGAAAAAUUAGACCCCAGUUGGACAGACCCACAAAUGUUAUGUAGCCGAAAGGGUGCAUCAGUGAAAGGUGGUUUAGGACCAUUUGGUCUCUAUGUUUUGGCUUCAAAAGGAUUAGAAGAAUACACAGCAGUGUUCUUCAGAAUUUUCAAAAGUAAUGAAAAAUAUGUGGUGCUUAUGUGCAGUGAUCAAAGCAGGUCCUCACUCAAUGAAGAUAAUGAUAAGACUACUUAUGGAGCUUUUCUCAAUGUUGACCCCGUUUAUGAGACGCUAUCCUUGAGAACUUUGAUUGAUCACUCAAUAGUGGAGAGCUUUGGUGGAAAAGGCAAAGCUUGCAUCACAGCAAGAGUUUAUCCUACCUUAGCUAUUGGUUAUGGAGCUAAUUUGUUUGCUUUCAACAAUGGUAAUCAAGAUGUUCAGAUCACAAGCUUAAAGGCAUGGAAUAUGAAGAAAGCAAUGAUCUAUUAAUUAAUUGAUCAAACAAAUUAAAAAGAUACAUAUAAGCAACUUUUCGAGUGGAAUAAAAGAUGUAACCCCAAUAAUAUAAUAAUUAUUAUAGCUUAAUCUCUCUCUCUCUCUCUCUCUCUUGCAUUGUUUCGAUUUUUUUUUUUUGAAAGAAUUGUUUCGAUUCUCGAGGACUGGCAUAUUUGUAUGGUUGUAUAAUAACCCAAUUAUGCGGGUCAACAAAAUAUAUAUCAUAAAUUUUAGACUAA
Messenger RNA from Cannabis sativa, 2091 nucleotides. Its product is annotated as beta-fructofuranosidase, insoluble isoenzyme CWINV1. Gene Ontology annotation, molecular function: hydrolase activity, hydrolyzing O-glycosyl compounds. The transcript is spliced from 6 exons. The coding region runs from base 173 to 1846 and encodes 557 amino acids. The record is from RefSeq and is a predicted model, not a curated record. NCBI's taxonomy places the organism in Eukaryota, Viridiplantae, Streptophyta, Magnoliopsida, Rosales, Cannabaceae. Gene Ontology annotation, biological process: carbohydrate metabolic process.